AUGACCAUAAGUUUCUUCAAUUCUUUGACAUACUACUUUCUAAUCAUUGGGAUUCUACACCAAGCUGGGUCUCUCAACCCAGUCUCUGCAGUCUGCGAGCUCAGUUUAGUUGAUGGAAACAAGCUUUAUAGCUUUAACUUGGUUUCUCCGCUCCCAAAUUUCCCUCAUGGUGUCCUCAGCGAAGAUGGAUUUGCUGGUGCAGAGAGUGAUUUUAUCCAAGGAGGGAAUAAGGAGAGCACAGGUAUUCCUGAUGUUGUCAAAAAGGGUGUUCCGAUUACGAUAUAUAGCUUAUGGUCCUUUUGGGUUCGUGUUAUUGCUGUAGUUGAUUUGCCUUUGAGUUUCUCAUUUUUGAUUGUGUGGAGCAGCUCUGCGCUGGAUUGUGGGGGGUCAUCACGCUGUGGCAUGGAAUGCAGUGCUCUUGUGGCAAAGAACAUAGAAGGUUUACUCGAUAUUAUUGUCUCUUGUGUCAUCCAAGUGGUUAUGAUGUAUGCAUCACUAUUGGAAAAGUCUCAAGCACUACCACUAACGUUAUUGCCUGGGUGUGCCUUUUGUGAUGCUGUGGCUUAUGAGAGUGAUUCUUCAAUUUCAUCUCUUCCUGUUGGAGUCAUAUUUGCAAGCGCUAAUGCUUUCCCUAUAAUCAUCAAUGUUGCAGAUAAUCGAACUCCCCACAAAGGUGUGGUUGUUAAGAUGACAAGUAGUGGCCCAAAGCAUAAUUGUUCACUCUCUGUCUCUGUCAUCUGUGAUUCAAAUAGAGCUCAUGGGCCACACUCACUGGAGAAGCUAGGGACCUGUGAUUAUGCUGCAAUGCUACAGCACCCUUCUGGUUGUGCUACAAUUAAUGUUCAUGGAAAAGGAUUGGGAUGGUUUGGCACCAUGAUGAUCAUUAUCUUAUGUCUUUUUGGAGGGUAUAUAUUGAUUGGUGCAGUUUAUCGACAUUUCUUCCUUGGAGUUCGUGGGUUAGAUGUGAGUUUCAUCUCAUGA
Molecule: messenger RNA, 981 nt
Organism: Dovyalis caffra
Lineage: Eukaryota; Viridiplantae; Streptophyta; Magnoliopsida; Malpighiales; Salicaceae
Source: the annotation of a GenBank genome assembly